CGUAUUCAUUUAAAUUUCUUAUAGAACCGUUUUAUAUUGCUUAUUCACAAGAUAUGUUUACAAAAUGACCUACUUAUUUUGUGUAAGAAAUAUAUAAUAUUUGUUGAUCGAAAAUGGAUUCAAACACAGAGCAAAAUGAAAGACUAAACUUACCAGAGAAGAGUAGUUCUUCCAGUACUGGAGAUACGUCACAAGGAAAACGAAGCUCAGGAGAGUCUGGUGAAAGUUCACAAAGAAGAAGAUGCAUAAGUACAGCUUCAAGUACGGAUUUUUCGUUCAAAGAUGACCCACACUUGGACACAGUUUCCAUACUGACAAAUAUAGGUACUGAUGAUACCCACCCAGUAGGAGACAGAUCCCUACACGGAGAUGACUAUUCUGGAAGUUCACAGAUAAAUGUAUCGGGAAAAACAGUCCUGAUUGGUGAAACUAUUAAUUAUAUCAUUCAAAAAGCCGAAGAAGAUGAAAGUAUACAGAGAGAAGAGAUCUUUAAAGAAAAAUUUAAGUCAAUGGAAGAAGUUUUUGUUGAAACGAAAGGGUAUGCUAAUGCAAAGGAGAAAUUAGAGACAAAACACCAUGUGUUGAUAACAGGAUCACCUGGGGAAGGCACCACGCUCAUAGCAAAUAAGCUUGUAAGCGAUAAAAUUUCACAGGGAUAUUCUUUAAAAGAAGUUGACGAUGUCAGACAACUACGUCAAGUUCACUGGAACAAACACCAAAUAAUUUUAAUGGACGAUCUAUUCGGAUACUCAGGAAGCAAAAUCGACCAAAAUCAGAAACUAGUUUCUGAGAUUGGACACAUUAUUGAAGAAAGGAUGAGAUAUGAUGAAUUUUUAUUUGUAGUGAUGACAUGCAGAAAUAGUAUUCUUCAAAGAAUCAAAACAAGCUUGAAAAGCUAUCGAGUUUUAGAUAACUCGAAUGUUGUAGAUUUGUCGGAGAUUGAAUUAUCACAACAGGAACGACUAGAAAUACUAGAAAAACAUCUUGAUAAAUACCGAUCACGGCAAUCUAUAGACCCAGUAAUAAAGCAGGCGAUCAGCAAAUGCAAACAUCCAGGUUUCCCUUAUUGUGUUUACAUGUUUACUCGUAUCGACAAAUUAUUUGAUCAAGGAAAACUUUUUUUUGAUUCCCCUAUUCAGUUUGUUCGAGAGGAAAUACACGUUCUUUCUGAAAAUGACCCCGACAUUUACGCUUUAUUAUUGUUUCUUCUGAUAAAAGAUGGGGAGAUUCAAGAAAAAACACUACAGUCGCUUGACGAUAACUGCAACGAGUUUCAUCUUUUACAAAACAUUGGUAACUUUCCAAACGCUACACAGCUUGGUCGUCGUCUUUACUCUGCAAUAAAAAGGGUUGAUGCAGCGUUUGUCGUAAAAGAGAACUCCAACAUUCACUUUAGACAUUCAUGUGUGUUGGAAGCUAUUUGCUUUUCGUUUAGCCAAACUCUCGAACAUCAAGCAGUUAAGUGGUUACCGUUUGAUUUUAUUGUGAAACGAAUCAGAACUGACAGAUCUGAGAAGUCAAAUGAUAAUGAAAUAGUAACAAUAGGUCCGUCUGUAUACGACUAUCUGGCAGAGAGAUUUAUCAAUGAAAUAAAAUUGGGAAAUUUAGUCGAAGUGUGUAAACAUGAAGCAUUUCGAAAUGGAAGAUUCGUCACAAGUUUUUGCGCAAUUUUGGAAGGAUUAUUGACUAACGACAUUAACCAGUUUCGAUUUAUUCUGCAAAUUACAGAAAGGGAAAACCAUUUAGGAGCUUUAUUUAAUGGCUCUUUAUUGUACUGGUCUGCCUCCUUAAAUUCAGAGCUAUUAUGUUCUUCAUUACUUGCAAAACAUUUCUAUGAUAACAUAAAAAAUCAAUUUUGGGUUCGAAUUCAAGCUUCUGCUGCCCUUGUUCCAGCCUGCUGGUACGGUUUCCAAGAAACGGUGUUGAGUUCUUUGCUAGAAUUAAAUGCAGAUAUCAACAGUGCAAUGCAUAAAGAACGCAGGUUACAAACCUAUUUGUGUGAUUUUUGUACUGUUCACGAUGACGAAGGAAUGACUGUUAUCCAGGCUAGUGUAUUCGGAGAUAAUUUACAAAAACAUGUUACCCUUGCUUAUCUCCUAAAAAACGGGGCAUGUUUUAAAGAAUUUUCCUACAACAAACCAUUGAUAAAAGCCAUAGAAAUCUAUGACGAGGUAUUAAAAAACGGUUCGAAAGAUAUAGUUACUGCAAAGAUGACCAUACAAACAUUAUUAGAUGGAGGCGCUAACGUUAACUGGAAAGAUCGACAUGAAAACACAGCUCUUUGGUAUGCCGUCCUCAACGACAAUGUUGAGAUUGUAGAACUGAUUAUUGCUAAAUCACAGUCUAUUUUUCCUCAUUCCCUUCUUCCGUUUUCAAGAAGUUUAAACAUGGUGAAAUUGAUAGAACAACACAAUAUCGAUAAGGAUUUUCACCAGACAGACGUCAGUGGUAAAACUUUGCUGCAUCGGGUCCAACACGAAAGUUUGAUAUCUUAUUUCGUCAACAAAGGUUGUUCGUUAAACCAAAGAGACAAGAAUGGAAGAAUUCCCCUGUUUUAUUCUAAUUCGAUUGCUAUUUACAAAGAAUUCAUGGCAAGAGGAUCUCCUAUCAACACUACAGAUUACUAUGACAAAACUAUUCUCCAUUUUAUAAAGCGUCAGGAUAUAAUUGAAUAUAUCUUAAAUACCGCGUCUGACGAGGACAUAAAACGAUACAUCAAUAAAGUUGACAAGCUAAACCGUACUCCGAUGUUUUCAUGGACAUCACCACACAUUAUAAAGCUAUUUCUGGAACACCAUGCAAAUGUUAACCAUCAAGCCGAAAAAUAUAGCGUAAGCGAAAGUGAAGCAAGCAAAGGAAAGUAUAUCUACGAAGAGAUUAUAGAUUCUGCAAAGCAAAUGAGACUGUCAUACAUUUAUUCAGCUAGAUUUAUAAUGAGCCUUGAUGAUAAUCUGUCCGAGGUUUUGUCAAUUGAAACUGGACAAUCUGAUGAUGCUGCAAAUACAAUUUAUCACAGUCACCAAACGUCUGGUAUGUCGUCAGAAUCAAAUAGUUCAACAAAAUCAACAAACGCAAGUAGCAGCAGCGACAAAAGCAACGAAGACAAUGCUGAAGAACCAGAUACAAAAAACUAUUCAGUUGCAAUGAAACUCGCUCUGAUUGGUAAACUUUCAGUUGAAAUUGUAGAAAUUUUGAUUUCAUAUGGUGCAGAUUUCAGUUUAAAAGACUGUGAAGGUAAAACAAUUCUUCAUUGUAUACUUGCGCCAGAAAACAAAAUAAAACAAGUAGCAGACAUUGUCCAGAAAGUCCUGGGAGCCUCAAAAUCAAAGGAUUUACUGAAUAUUCAAGAUGCAUAUGGAAAUAGUGCAAUUCAUUUGGCUUGUUCGUGCAAAGAAAUAAAUAAACUAUCACAAGAAAAUAAAACUGCAGUUAUUGAGAUUUUAUUAAAAAAUGGAGCAAAUAUGCAUUUGUUAAAUGACAACCGCGAAAGUCCCUUACAUUGUUUGUUGAAGUGUAAUUGUUUAGGAAAGAAAAACAUCUUAGUUUUAAUAGAGAAAUAUUCCCAUGGGAAUUUGAACGUUUAUGGUCAAAAUAAAUGGUGUGAAAUACCACUGGAAAGUCUUUGUUUAAUUAUGGAUCAGUCAAAACAUUUUUUAACGGACUCAAGAAAAACAAUUACGUUUUUGUAUAAAGAUGAGCUAUUGAAGAAAUACUUGUUUUCACACCUUGAUUUUGUCUUUAAAAGUUGCAAUAUAGCACUACUGGUUGCGAUAGUACAAUGUUGUCCUGAGUUUCUCUCAAGGGAAAAUGAAGAAUUACAGGAUUACUUCAAGGACCAGCAACAUUUCCAAAGCGUUCACUUGUGGGUACUUUUUUCCUUGAUAGAUUUGCCUGAACGAACAUUUUGGUUAAAACAAAUAGAACUUCAAGUUGAUGAAAUCCAUUUCUUGCUUAGGGAAUGCAUUCUUCAUAUUCAUGACGGUAAAGUUUUAAUAACUGUACUGGAAAUAUUACUUCGCCAUGUUCCGAAUAUAAAUGAACUCAACACAGAAGGAACAUCUUUGCUAAUAACUGCUACAAUGGCAAGUAGAUAUCAAAGUAAGGAAAUUCACCGGAUUGUUCGACUUUUCCUCAAUUUGGGGGCCGACCCAAACGUACAAGAUAAGGACGGAUUAACUCCCUUUCAUCACUGUAUUUUAUCCAGCACCAGAGACGAUCGAGUUCUUAGAUGCGCGGAAAUAUUCAGAGAAAAGAAAGCAAAGUUUGAUAUUGGUAAUUCUCUUUUAUUAGCGGUUGAUAUCAACAGGCUUAGAACAAAAACGAUCAAAUAUUUGCCUUCUAGUGUACUUCCUCAUCAGAAAGAUGAAAAAGGAAACGCUUUGCAUCAUCUAGUAAUAGCCUAUUCCAAAUAUGGACGCAGUUUCAGAGUUUCAACGUCCUCAUUAGUAGCUCUUGUUGACAGAGGUGUUGAUAUCAAUAUGUACAACGAUGAUGGAGAAACACCACUUCAUCUUGCAAUGAAACGACAAGUACAGUCCCAUGUAAUAAUAGACAUGCUACGAAAUGGUGCAGAUGUAAAUAAAAAGAAAGGCCAUCAAGCUUGUAGAAAUUCCACUCGUGGACUCGACAGAGAAAUAAUAGAACAAAAAGACGAGACUUGUCUUAGCGAUGGGAAUAGAUCAGCAUUUCAAUAUAUGUUAUUGUAUUUAGACACAACAAACAUGGCGGUAGUGAGAGAAAUGCUAAAAUAUGGGGCGGAUCCAUUUCACAAAGACAUUCAUGGUCAAAAUUCCUUUCAUCAUAUCACAAGCAUGAUGAGACCUAAUUCAUUAAAAAUUCUCCUCCUGCUUUUACACAAGUUUGAAAAUUCUCAGCGUGACAUGAACAUUCAAGACAAUUAUGGAAAUACUGCAUUACACAAUGCAUGCACAUUUAGUAAUAAGGAUGACGUAUGGUGUACUUCUUUACGUGUUGUUGUUACCCGCAUACUUCUGGCCAAAGGUGUGAAUUUAAACGAGGUAAAUAGACACAAUCAAACUCCUUUUCAUUCACUUAUCUUUCAAUUUCAUAAAUAUGUCACAUGUUUCCGAAGUGAAAUUAAGAAAUUCAUUCAUAACAUUGUAGCUUUGAUUAGCUUGUUUCUUUCAUACGACGCUGAUUUGGGGAUAAGAGACGACAAAGACAAGUCGGCUUUGGACUAUGUUGAAAUGUGGAAACUUGAUGAUAUAAAACAACUGAUAGACAAUACAACGACACCAGAGGAUUUAUUCAAGAAAUUAGAGGUUCGAAGUGCUACGAAAUCGACGAAUGAAACAAUGGUUGACUUUGAAGUUGAUCACGGCACAUAACUUUCUGUGAAAAAAGCAACUGUCUAGAUAUUUUCAAGGCAUUGUAUGUUACAAGCUGCAUUCAAUUAGAUAACAAAUGAUGUAUAUAAUUGAAUAAAAGAAUAA
This is a messenger RNA of Mytilus trossulus (common blue mussel), 5453 nucleotides long. RefSeq lists its product as uncharacterized. Gene Ontology annotation, molecular function: protein binding. Bases 114 to 5348 code for a protein of 1744 amino acids. NCBI's taxonomy places the organism in Eukaryota, Metazoa, Mollusca, Bivalvia, Mytilida, Mytilidae. The record is from RefSeq and is a predicted model, not a curated record. The transcript is spliced from 6 exons.